Messenger RNA from Aureobasidium musti, 2373 nucleotides. NCBI's taxonomy places the organism in Eukaryota, Fungi, Ascomycota, Dothideomycetes, Dothideales, Saccotheciaceae. The record is from the annotation of a GenBank genome assembly.
AUGGUCGUCACUCUCCCUCUUCCCAGCCAAGUCGUACGAUACUUUCCUCAAGAAAUGGUCAGCUUCCUGCAAUGGUUUGCAUUCUGGUCGUUCUCUGGACUCCUCAUCAUACCUUGGCUCAUCUGCGUCUAUCAACUUGUCACUCACUCUGUUGGGAGAACAAAGCGCAUCAAACAUGUCCUUGAUGAGGAUUCGGCUCCCAAGGUUGUCAUCGUCAUGCCUUGUUAUAAAGAGAUUCCCGAGAUCCUACUCAGAACCGUCGACUCUUUGGCCGAUUGUGAAUACCCUCCCUCUUGCCUCCACAUUUUCCUUUCCUUUGACGGAGAUCAAGAGGACGAACUUUACCUCAAGACCAUCGAGCAACUAGGUGUUCCCCUGACGCUUGACACGUACCCCAAGAGUAUCGACGUUACCUACAGAAGCACCCGUGUGACCAUCUCUCGUUUCCCACACGGUGGAAAGCGACACUGUCAGAAGAGAACAUUCAAGCUGAUCGACAAAGUCUAUGCCGAAUACCUCAAACGCAAUGACAAUCUCUUUGUUCUCUUCAUCGACUCCGAUUGCAUUCUGGACAAAGUGUGCAUUCAAAACUUCAUGUAUGAGAUGGAACUCAAGCCCGGAAGCAAGAGAAACAUGCUGGCCAUGACUGGAGUCAUCACCUCUACAACGGAGAAGAACAGUCUGAUCACAGUUCUGCAAGACAUGGAGUAUAUCCACGGUCAAUUGUUCGAGCGAUCAGUCGAGUCGGGCUGUGGUGCUGUCACCUGUUUGCCAGGAGCGUUGACGGUCCUGCGUUUCUCUGCUUUCAGAGCAAUGGCCAAAUACUACUUUGCGGAUAAGGCAGAACAGUGUGACGACUUGUUCGACUAUGGUAAGUGCCAUCUGGGAGAAGACAGGUGGCUCACCCAUCUCUUCAUGAUUGGCGCCAAGGAGAAAUAUCAGAUCCAGAUGAACACUGGUGCCUUCUGCAAGACAGAGGCUGUACAGACAUACCAGAGUCUGCUCAAACAACGUCGACGAUGGUUCCUUGGGUUCAUCACCAACGAGGUGUGUAUGCUUACAGACAUCCGUCUUUGGAAGCGCUACCCCGUUCUCUGUCUGGUCCGAUUUGCACAAAACACCAUUCGAACCACUGCUCUCCUUUUCUUCAUCAUGGUAAUCUCUAUCAUCACAACAUCUCAGAAGAUCUCCAACUUGCCCGUCGGGUUCAUUGCUGUAUCUCUCGGCCUCAACUGGGUUCUGAUGCUGUACUUUGGUGCCAAGCUUGGGCGAUACAAGAUCAUGAUGUACCCUAUAAUGUUCGUCAUCAACCCCUUCUUCAACUGGGCAUAUAUGGUAUACGGCAUUUUCACUGCAGGACAGAGAACUUGGGGUGGGCCGCGUGCCGAUGCUGGUGCUGCAAACUCUACAACCACACCACAAGCUGCCAUCGAACACGCAGAAGCGACUGGCGAUGAUCUCAAUGUCGUGCCAGAAACCUUCAAGCCAGCAGUCGAAGCAAUCACACGCAAGAAAUCUGUCAAGAACAAGAACGUGCUUCCAGAUCAGCACCUCGAGGGCAAGUUUGCAGCACCCGAGCUCAUGCCUGGUGGAUGGUACAAGCAAGCGGCCGAUUCAACCAAUACUCUUCCAGACAUCGCUCAUCAUCCUGCAAUGCGCAGAAUGAGUUGGGAGUCGGGAGUGACUGCCACUUCAGGUGUCAACUCGGUCUACCUUCCACGACGAAUCGAAUCGAUCAUGGGACCCGAAGAUCAGAAUUUGUACCACAAUGCACAAGCCCAUCAAAGGCCGGCUGGUGGACUGCAUUACGAGCAAGAAGAGUACGAGACCACCCGACAUGACACGGGAACAACCCUUAAGGGGGGUCAUUCGGUGUCAGUACAAUCGGCGAGUGACGACGAAUCGACAUAUGGGCAUGGUCGAAUGAACUCGGACAAUAGCGACAUGAGUAUGGCACACGGAAAAGCUCUGGCGGGGACAGAGAAAGUACUAGCGUACCCUGGAAGAACAAGACAGGCGCAUGACCAUGGAAGCAACCGCAGCAGGACAGGCAAAAGUCCAUUGGCGCGAAGAAGCUUUGUCAGAUCCGCGUCGGACUUGCUGCCAGACAUGGCCGAGGCUCAAGGAGAACAAGCGAUAGAGAUGAGGGAGCAAGGGAUUGGUCUCAUGGACCCUCGAGCCAGAAGUAUUAGCCCCCUAGGCCCCCAGGCGCAAAGUGUACCUACACCAGCGUCAGCGCCAGCACCUGCAGCUACUACCGCACCCGCUCCUCAGAUUCCACCCUCACCAACGGAGGUGACAGAAGACAAGAGCAAAAAGGAGCGGAAAAGGUUGAGUAAGGCGAGACCCGGUAGCAGUGGAAGCGGAAAAUAG